Molecule: messenger RNA, 2652 nt
Organism: Akanthomyces muscarius
Lineage: Eukaryota; Fungi; Ascomycota; Sordariomycetes; Hypocreales; Cordycipitaceae
Exons: 4
Coding region: 1-2652 (883 amino acids)
Cellular component (GO): cytosol
Source: RefSeq, a predicted model, not a curated record
AUGCCCCCCCCUGGCGAAAAGAUGGCGAGCGAAAAGGAAAACACCGAGCUGGUGUCUGAAAAUGGCAUUGAGGGCAGCGACGAGAUCAUCGAGGAGCGCGUCUUCUCCGCGGCUUUGAUUUGUCUCGAAGGCCAUUUUACACAGUCGCCACCCAUGGGCCCCAAGACAGCCGCCAGGGUCACUUCUAUGGUCUCAAAGACCUUGGAAAAGACGCAUACACUCAGAAGAGUCAGAGAGACGCUAUCCCGCAACGUUGAGAUCUGGAUCUGGCUCACAAGGAUCCUCGCCGCCUCCAUCCCGACUCUCACGGCGCGUUCAGUCGGCCCUCUGUCUAGCCUAAAUGAUCCUGAAAAGGGUGUCAGUCCGCAUGAGAGCACAGCCUUGAUCGUCAUGAAUUACGACAGCAUCAAGAAUGAUCUUUCGAUCCUUACCAAACUCAUGCACAUUGCGAGAAAUCUGCUGGUCAAUGCAGAGCCCCAAGUCCCUCAAGAUAUAUGCGCUGCCGUGCAUUUUGACCAAAUGGUUUAUCAGACCAUCAUUCUUUGUGUCAAUGUUACGAGUAAAGGCUAUGACGGAGAGAUUCUGGAUGAAGCGGACCGACUGAGGCUGGCCGAGAUUACCGAACUAUAUAAGAAAUUACUUGUCACUUCGCUACAGCAAGCUCACAACUGGACCGCAAAACACGAUCGCAACAAAAUGUCGUUUUGGUUCGACGUUCUCUUUGAUGACGAUGGUGCCCUAAAUGGUCACGAUGAAACGGUUGCCGACUGCUCCGGCUUUCGACCUGAAGUGGCAAAGCAACAGGUGCAGCAUUGGCUGGACCGCAACUCCAAAAUGUGCGAUACGGCGCGCCAGCUACUGCGCCAUUACGCCGAGCAUCACGCCAGCAAGCCUCCCGGCAAUUUGGCCCCCAUCCGGCCUCUUGCUUGGAACUGGCUUCCCGAGGGCUCGGUGGAUGUCCCUCUCGAUGAGGCCAAUGACGACAAGACGAAUCCUGUGUGGAAAUUUGAUGAAACCGACAAGUUUGAGCAGGACCGCGCUUAUGGAAGAGUGUCGAGAGAGAUUGAUACUUGGUGGCUGAAAUCACGAGACCCAAACUAUGAAGAAUGGAUCGUCGGCAUGCCUUCUGUCGAAUCAGCGCAGUCGAGAACGGAGCACUGCAAGACAAACUUGAUUCACAGAUACUCUCAUUCCUACCGGGAUGACAACUCUCUGGUGCCAGAUGGCGUGGAAGAUGACAUCUCAGAGCAUGAUCACUGCCCGAAUUACGACGACGAAUCUUAUGGAGAUGGCCCGUUGACCGGCUUGCUCACCGAGGUUCCCAACAUUUUGGACCCAAAGCAGAUCGAAGCGCUCCACAUGAUUGUCAAGUCGUGCAUCUUUGACAGCUCCGGAUCAGGCACGACACGCUCUGGUGAGAACUUGCAGAGGACUCGCUGCAGAAUGUUUCUGGCACUGGAUUGUGGCAAAAGUCUGCUACGCGAGCUCUUGGUCUUUAUCGCUGUCUGGGAUAAGGAAGAGGAGAGCUUGAUUUACCAAGUGACCAUGCAGAUUGUCGACGCCAUCCAUCGCAACGCCCUUAUUCCUUAUGCAUGGAACUCGCUCCGCAUCUCAAAGGACAUAAUAUCUCCCGCGCAAACGGUGCUGCUGCGUCUCGUGACGGAUAUGCUGGGCGGCCGCACCGUCGCCGGCGGUUCAGCGGCUAGAGACGGACCUGCCGGAGAAGGCAGAGAUGGCUUGCGCGAUCUGAAGCUGGUGCACUUCUUCUUCAGCUCGUUUCGCAGCCGCAUCGUGCCCGAGUGCGCGGCGCUCAUGCAUCUCCAGGCGCAGAUCCGCGAGGAAAAGUCUGACGCUUCCGAAUUCCCAGUGGACACGUGGGACAUGGAGCGUGCCAAGGACGGCCUCGCCCAGUACCUGGACUUUUUAAAGACGGUCGCCGAGAUGCCCGACAUGCGCCUCAGGCUCAUCGAGUGGGAGGCUGUGUACGACCUCGUCACCGUCCUCAGCGGCGUCGAAGCCGCCGUGCCCAAGAAGCCGCUCGUCCACGUGCCCAGACGAAACGGUGGCGCCGGCGACCCUAUGGUAGAACGACCGUACGCUAUGGCCGCCGAGGCAGUAUCUGCCGCCGCCGGCGACGUCCCUUCGCCGACUCUCGAGCCGGCGCACAAGUUCCCCUGGGCCGGCAUCAAGAGCCAAAUAUUCAUCAUCCUCGCCACGCUGCUGCAGCCGCCGCCGGACCGGCACAGCCCCGGCAACCCCGCGGUGCAGAUGCAGAUGGUGCGGUACGACGGCAUUGGCCCGCUGCUGAGCAGCACCGCCUACGACGACCACAACCCCUACGCCAAGGAGCGCGUCACCAUCUGCCUCAAGUGGCUGCUCGACGGCUGCGAGGAGGCCAACGACUUCAUCCGGCAGCUGAACCGGUCCGGCCCAGAGCCGAACCUGAAGCCGCCGGCCGGUGGCACUGCGACGCAGACAUUGAGAGUCGACGGCGUGGAGGGCGACGUCCGGGUCAAGGUGCGGUCGAACCGACCGCGCGUGGUGGAGGAGACGGAGGACGUCCUGGGGGGUGGGCAGGCGGCGACUGUGGAGGACAGCAGUACUGAGGCGCCGCGGAACGGGGCCAGCAUUGAAGAUGAUUUCAUGGCGUAG